This is a messenger RNA of Rhinichthys klamathensis goyatoka, 1676 nucleotides long. It is a transcript of the gene eipr1, whose product is annotated as EARP complex and GARP complex interacting protein 1. The coding region runs from base 112 to 1275 and encodes 387 amino acids. The transcript has 10 exons. Gene Ontology annotation, biological process: protein ubiquitination. NCBI's taxonomy places the organism in Eukaryota, Metazoa, Chordata, Actinopteri, Cypriniformes, Leuciscidae. The record is from RefSeq and is a predicted model, not a curated record. Gene Ontology annotation, molecular function: protein binding.
GUAAGUUUCAUUUUACUCUCGCGGAACUGCUGUACAUGUCAUAAGUAUUUGAUAAACAGGAGAAUGUUUCACUCUGAAUUAAAUCAUAAAUGAAUAAAUGAAUGACUGAAGAUGGAGGAUGAUGCACCGGUUAUUUAUGGCCUGGAGUUUCAGGCGCGUGCUCUGGCAGCUCAGACAGCUGAGACAGAUGCCAUCAGGUUUCUAGUGGGCACACAGUCACUCAAAUUUGAUAACCAGAUUCACAUCAUUGACUUUGAUGAUGAGAAUAAUAUGAUUAAUAAGAGCGUGCUCCUGCACGAUGCUGGUGAGAUAUGGCACAUCAGCGGCAGCCCUGCAGACAAGGCAGUGCUGACCACCUGCUACAACAAGACGUCUGAGAGUCGUGUGCUCACAUGUGCGGCGGUGUGGAGGAUGCCCCCGGAAUGGGAAUCAGGCAGCCACGAGUCCCCCGACGAUUCAUCAAACAACCCGCAGACCUUGGAGCUUCUCUGUCACCUUGACAACACGGCCCACGGCAGCGCGGCCUGUGUAUUAUGGGAGCCCAUGGGUGACGGAAAGCGUGUGAUAUCUCUGGCUGAAAACCACGUGCUGCUCUGGGACCUUCAGGAGAGCUCCAGCAAGGCCACGAUCUCGAGCAGUGCCACCCUGGAGGGAAAAGGGCAGCUGAAGUUCACCGCAGGCAAGUGGAGCCCACAUCACAACAGCACCCAGCUGGCCACAGCCAACGACACUGCCAUCCGGGGCUGGGACCUGCGGAGCAUGAGUCAGAUCUACUGCAUUGAGAACGCUCACGGGCAGCUGGUGCGUGACUUGGACUUCAACCCGAACAAGCAGUAUUACCUGUCCAGCUGUGGAGACGACUGUAAAGUCAAGUUCUGGGACGUGCGUCACAUCAACGAGCCCGUCAAGAGUCUGGAGGAGCACUCGCACUGGGUGUGGAGUGUGAGGUAUAAUCACUCUCAUGACCAGCUGUUGCUCACGGGCAGCAGUGACAGCAGGGUGAUCCUGUCCAACAUGGUGUCCAUCUCCUCCGAGCCGUUCGGACACCUGGUAGACGACGACGACCUCAGCGACACCGAGGAGAGCCAGCAGGAGGACAAAGGGAAAGAGCCCCUGCAGGACAGCAUCAUCUCCACCUACGAGGAGCACGAGGACAGUGUGUAUGCGGUGGAGUGGUCCGCUGCGGACCCCUGGCUGUUCGCCUCGCUCAGCUACGACGGCCGGCUGGUGAUUAACAGAGUUCCCCGAGCCCUUAAAUACCGAAUCCUGCUGUAGAGCAGGUGAAAACAGGGACGUUCUUCAUACUAUUCAACAAAUGAACUCACAUUCCCAGCUUCUGCGCGAGUGGAAUCCUGCUUUGACUUCGCACUGGACUGUCUGAGUAAAAUACCGACAGAUGUUGCUCUUUGCUGUAUAUUUGUGUCAUGAUUUCUAUACACCUGAUGAUGUAUUGGGCUGGUUUACCGUGAAUUAGUUAUGAAUAUGAAUGCAGAUAUCGGUGUUUGUGCGUGUGCUGUUUGGUGCUGUGGGAAAUCAGAACCUUGGAGAUUAAUUAUGAUUAUGUGUCUUAUCAUGUACGCUGCAACAAAAGCAAUGCUCUGUGGAGCUGUCAGAGAGAGCCUAAUUACCCCUGUAUGUUUCCCAUAAAACAGCUUUAAUUAAAGAGCAAGAUUUGA